Antechinus flavipes (yellow-footed antechinus) is the source of this 1694-nucleotide messenger RNA. Its product is annotated as protein disulfide-isomerase-like. The annotation marks the transcript as partial. Gene Ontology annotation, cellular component: endoplasmic reticulum; external side of plasma membrane. Gene Ontology annotation, biological process: response to endoplasmic reticulum stress; protein folding. Lineage: Eukaryota; Metazoa; Chordata; Mammalia; Dasyuromorphia; Dasyuridae. Gene Ontology annotation, molecular function: protein disulfide isomerase activity. The record is from RefSeq and is a predicted model, not a curated record. The transcript has a single exon.
CCCCCAAGAAGCGCUGCGAGCUGCGCUCUCCUCUUUCUAACCCUGGCCGUCUCCACCGAGGUCGCAGACACUCCUGAGACGGAAGAGGAGGAUGAUAAUGUGCUGGAUGAUAAUGUGCUGAUCUUAAAAACGAGCAACUUCAAUGAGGUGCUGGCCACCUGUGACUACCUCUUGGUGGACUUCUAUGCCCCUUGGUGUAAACCCUGUAGAGAUUUGAUACCUGAGUUUUCCAAGGCAGCGGAACAAUUGAAAGCCGAGAACUCUAAUAUCAGAUUGGCCAAAGUAGAUGCCACUGAAGAGCACGAUCUAGCAGAACAGUUUAACAUUCGAGUGUUCCCUACGAUCAAGUUAUUUAAAAAUGGAGAUGCAUCUUUCUCUAAGGAUUAUACAAACGGCAGAGAAGCUAACGAUAUUGUGCAAUGGAUGAAGAAACGAAUCCAGCCUGCUGUCAUUUUACUGGAGGAUGCUGCUGCUGCAGAGUCUUUAAUGGUUUCCAAUGAAGUUUUUGUUUUAGGCAUAUUCAAAGAUGCUCAGUCCUCCAAUGCUAAGAAUUUCUCAGAUGCUGCAGAGUACUUCGAUAAUAUCCCAUUUGGAAUGACUUUCAAUGAAGACUUCUUCACCCAAUAUCAAUUGGAUAAAGAUGCCAUUAUUCUUUUUAAGAAGUUUGAUGAAGGUCGAAUCGACUUCGAUGAAGAGAUUACAAAAAUGAGUAUAGUACAUUUUGUCAAUAACCACCAGCUGCCCUUGGUCAUCGAGUUCUCCGAAGAGACUGCCCCGAAGAUUUUUGCAGGUGAGGUGAAAACGCAUUUAUUAUUGUUCCUGCCCAAGAACACUCUGGAUUUUGAGAACAAAAUGGACCAAUUCAAAAAAGCAGCUGAAAGUUUCAAGGAGAAAAUCCUAUUUAUUGUCAUCGAUACCAACAACAAUGACAACAUGGGUAUCCUUAAUUUCUUUGCCUUGAGUCAAGAAGAUUGCCCAACAAUGCGACUCAUUAGUAUGGAGUCUGAGAUGAUCAAGUACAAGCCUGAGUCAGAAGAAUUAACUACAGAGACAGUAGAGGAAUUCUGUAGGCAGUAUUUGGAGGGCAAAUUCAACUUCCAUUUGAUAAGCCAAGAUGUGCCUGAUGACUGGGAUAAAGGGCCUGUUAAAGUGUUGGUUGGGAAGAACUUUGAUACUGUUGCUUUUGAUCCACAAACUAAUGUCUUUGUGAACUUCUAUGCCCCUUGGUGUAUGCAGUGCAAAAAACUAGAUCCCAUUUGGGAAAAACUGGGAGAAGCUUACAAGGAUCAUGAAAAUAUAAUCAUUGCCAAGAUGGACUCAUCAGUUAAUGAAGUAGAUUCUGUUGUGGUCCAUAGUUUUCCCACACAGAAGUACUUCCCUGCAGGUAUUGGUAGAAAAAUCAUUGAAUACCAUGGGGUAAGGACAUUAGAAGGUUUCAAAAAUUUCCUAGAGAAUGGUGGCCAUGAGGGACUAAGAGAAAUAGGUCAUUUAGAAGUCCUGGAUGAAGUUGAAGAACUCGAGUUAGAAGAUCAGAAUGAACAACAACAACAAGAUAAUGCCAAAGAUGAGAAAGACAAGAUCAACAUAGCUCAAAAUUAAGACACUGCACUAUGGGUUAUACCAAUCAAAUCGGAAAUGGAUCUGAAGGCUUGUAAGAUUCCCAACUGAAGAAGAGCAUGAUUAAAAACCCAGAA